Messenger RNA from Epinephelus fuscoguttatus (brown-marbled grouper), 2867 nucleotides. RefSeq names its product signal transducer and activator of transcription 1-alpha/beta-like. Gene Ontology annotation, biological process: response to peptide hormone; regulation of transcription by RNA polymerase II; regulation of cell population proliferation. Bases 172 to 2433 code for a protein of 753 amino acids. Lineage: Eukaryota; Metazoa; Chordata; Actinopteri; Perciformes; Serranidae. The record is from RefSeq and is a predicted model, not a curated record. Gene Ontology annotation, molecular function: RNA polymerase II cis-regulatory region sequence-specific DNA binding; DNA-binding transcription factor activity, RNA polymerase II-specific. The transcript has 24 exons.
UGUGUGGGAGGGACCGGUGAAUAAAAGCAAUGCUUUAUUCUUCCUGUCACUCAUAAACUCAUAACCGGACUGUAACGUUACACUGUGUUCCUGCUCUAACACAUUAUCCUGCACACCAUAGCGACAAACAACAACAAGGACAAACAACGACAGCUUCAAGGCAAGUCGCAGAUGGCCCAGUGGCAGGAUCUGCUGAGGCUGGACUCAGCCCUCCAGGGCCGGGUGAGCCAGCUGUACGAUGAGAGGAAAUUCCCCAGAGAGAUCCGCCACUAUCUGUGCGUCUUCAUAGAGAGCCAGAACUGGGAUUUGGCAGCUGUGGAUGAAAAUACAGCAAGUACUUGUUUCUAUGCACUCCUGCUGUGUUUGGAUGAACAGUGGAACCGUUCUGUCCAGGAGAACAACAUUUUGCAGGGACCUGAUUUUCCAGGAAUGAAAGACUACUUGCUGAAACACUUUGGAGGUGAGCCACUGAAACUGGCUGUAGUCCUCUCUGAAUGUCUUAAAGAGGAAAAGAAAAUUCUGGCUUCAGCCUCUGAAGCACAGGGUUGCAACAGCCCAGCUGUGGAUCAGAAAUGGAGAGAGUUGGACAACAAAGUCAAUGAACUGAAACAGAAGACUACGGAGGUGAAGAAGGAAAUGAAGUCACUGGAGUUCCUAAAUGAAAACAUUGACUUCAUACAGAAGACGUGGCAAAGCCAAGUGGAGCAGAAUAUCGGAUUGGCCCAGUCCCAAGCUGUUGUGGAAGGGGAAUGUCUUAAGCGGACCAACCGUAUCACACGAACAAAGCAGAUGGUGCUGCAGCAGAUAGUGAACAUUUUAAAAUUGGCACAGGAGGUUGUGUUGACUCUCACUGAUGUGGAGCUUCCUGAGUGGAAGCACAGGCAGCAGAUGGCCUGCAUUGGAAGUCCAGUUGACACGUGUCUGGACCAUCUCCAGAAGUGGUUCACGACUGUGGCAGAGGUGCUGCUACAAGUACGCGAACAACUGCAGAAACUGCAAGACCAGAACAAGAAGUACAACAGCACUGAUGACUCCAGCCCCACUGGUCCAAUGGCAGAAAUUGAGAAUUUCACCCUGUCCCUCUUCAAAAACCUUCUUCUAAACGCUCUAGUGGUUGAGAAACAACCAAUCAUGUCGAGUUUACCUCACCGACCUCUAAUACUGAAGACGAGGGUGCGGUUCACAGUGUCAGUAAGGUUCUUAGCAAACCUCCCAGAGUUCAAGUGCCUGCUCAAAGUCAAACCUGUAUUUGACAUGGAUGUUGAGGAGGCCAUGACAGUUAAAGGGUUCCGUCACUUUGAUUUCAACAGCGAUGAUGGUAAGGUGUUGGAUGUGGACACGCCCCAUGGAGGCUUGGUGGCAGAAUUUGGUCACAUGUCACUCAAGGAAAGCAAAGCAAAAAGCAAAGGAUCAAAUGAGAGUCUGACAGUCACUGAGGAACUCCACAUCAUUAAGUUUGUGACAGUGUUUCAGCAUGCUGGACUGGAAUUUGACAUUGAGGCCAGCUCUCUGCCUGUGGUUGUCAUCUCCAGUACCAAUCAGGUCGUCAGUGCCUGGGCCUCUGUCAUGUGGUGCAACAUACUGUCCACCAGUGAACCGAGGAACCUGUCGCUUUUCAUCGACCCUCCUCCACUUGCCUGGCAGCAGCUGUCACAGGUUCUGAGCUGGCAGUUUUUGUCUGUUGGCCAACGGGAGCUUGACGAAUACCAGCUCUCUAUGCUCAGAGACAGAAUUGUGGAUGAUCCUGAUGGUCUCGUUUACUGGAGCAAGUUCUCCAAGAAUGAAAAUGCGUGGAUUUGGAUCGACGGAAUCCUGGAUUUGAUCAAAAAACACCUGGUGGAUCUUUGGCGGGAUGGGUUCAUCAUGGGGUUUGUGAGCAGGGAGAGAACACGGCUUCUAUUGCAGGAAAAACAGGCCGGGACCUUUCUGCUGCGCUUUAGUGAGAGCAGCAAAGACGGAGCCAUCACCUUCAGCUGGGUUGAGCACUCCAAGGGUGACACCCAUGUGCAUGCAGUAGAGCCCUACACCAAGAUGGAGCUGUUAAACAUGUCUCUGCCAAACAUUAUUUACAACUACAGUCUGAGAGCCCAGAAGAGCAUGCACAGUCCUCUGCUCUAUCUUUACCCAGACAUUCCCAAGGACACUGCCUUUGGACGCUACUACAACAUCAAUCAUGAAACGUCGGCACCUAAAAAGGUCGUACAUCCGUACGUUCACAGAACAUUGGUGCCUGUCUCAGAAAAUCCUACGCCACCUCCAUCUCCACCUGGGGAGAUGGUCAUCAUGGACGUGGAUGUAGAUUCGAGACUGGAGGAGCAUCAUCAAGAACUCUUCUCUGAUUUACUCAACUUACCUGAACUCCCCGACUUAAUGACUUACCAAGAUAUGGCAUCAUCUCAGACCAACUUUGUUGAUCUAUAUAACAACUUUUGAAAAUGCUGGCUUAUUGUGUCAGAACCAGAACGUUAUCAGAAUGGGGACUCUCACUCACCAAGUACAGGGAAUGUUUUCAGUACAAGUGUCAGUAAUACAAUAAAAAAUAAGAAAACAGAACAAAGUCGCUUAUUGUAAAAAUUAAGAAUACCAUAAAAACAAUGAUCAACAUGUAUGAGUAUAAUUGUUUAAGAUUCUGCCAUAUGGAUAUAUUGUGCAAAGAUAAAAGCAAUUUUAAGAUAUUUAGGUGAUGUAAGAGGUGGUUCUAGCAAAUGUGCUUUUCUACUGUACUGUUUAAAUGUAUACUGAGGAAAUUUCUAUUUGCACAUUACUUUUUCAAUGAAAAUGCCUGUGCUGUGUGUAAAAACACCAUGAUGUAUUGUAGGUGUUCUUUAAUUUUGUUUAUUAAAAUAAACAUAUCUGAAUGCAUUCCA